AUGGAUAGUCCCCAAGACAAGUUCAAAGCCGUUGCCAAACUGAAGAUUUCAGACAACAAAUAUGUAUCUGGUCGGCAAGAGGAGCUUAAGGCAAUUCGGGACUUUAUAAACAAGCAUUCUGAACUGGGUGGCGCCUUGUUAAUAUUCGGUCCUUGUGGAAGCGGGAAAACUGUGUGUAUGCAACACAUAAUAUCACUAAAUUUGGUGCCAAGUUUUCACUAUAUUACUUGUUAUAAAUUUUCUAGAAUCUCUGAUUUUUUCAAAAAAUUAAUAGGCAUAGUCUCUGGCAGCAACACUAAUGUCAUCGCAAAAAAUGAAGGAUGUGGUCACGAUUUUAAGAAGAAUGUAAUUUCGUAUCUGUCACAAUUCAAAAAUUUAGUAUCAAAACUCUUAUAUCCAAUACUAAUCGUCCUGGAUGAGAUCGAUGUUAUCGACCAGCUUUGUGGGCAGCAUUCAGGUUUUGGUUCCAGGGACUUCAUCAUCCAAGAACUCUUUGGCAUAGUCAAUGGCACUGGUAAAGUCAUUCUUAUCGCUAUUUCUAAUAACUUGGAAUUGGCAAGUUACAUUUGUGGCACAAAAUUUUCGAGAUUGCCGUUCAAGCCGUAUAAUGAGGACCAAUUGUUGAGCAUAAUCACUGGAAAACUUGGAAAUGACCAUGUGAUAAAUGAAACUGCAUUAAAAGUGGUUAUACGAAGGAUCGUGAAUUCAAGCAGUGACUGUAGAAAGUGUUUGGAUGUUUUUUCUCGUGCAAUAUCUGAAUAUGUCUAUUCAAAUGCUAAAAACGGCACUAGUGCCAGUAAUGAAUUUGGUGAAACUGAUGCAAACGAUGAUACAAAGGAACUAGUUACACCAAAAAGAUCUCGCAUCGAUUAUGAAGAUCACAACAUUAGUACAUAUGAAUCUACAGAAUUUGCGUCUGAAAUUGGAAUCCAAGACAUUUGUGCAACAACACCCGCAUUAAGCGUUGGUUCCAGGGACAAUUUGGAUGCUAAGAUCCAAUCCAUUCCUACUAUUCAACAAAUAAUCCUCUAUUCACUGGUGCAGUUAGCUCUGACAGACUAUUUGGAAGAAAUACCAUGCAAUGUAAUCUCAUUAUCCGUCAAACAUGUGAUGAAUGAAUUGCAAUUAAAUGAAUCUUAUCAGCUAUCGGUAGAAAUCGGGUUGGAAUAUCUAGAGGCGCUAGGUAUUAUUGAGAGAAAAGAUGAUAUUGUUCUGAUAAAGCCCCCAUUAAACUCACUAAUUGCGGCAUUUAACAAGAUAGAGUUGUUUGAGAAUUUGACUGUGUCUAAAAUUAGAAAAGGUGAUUCAGUCGAGUACAAAAAGCACGCAUAUAUUAAAAGACCUUGGUGGAAACGAAGGUGA
Messenger RNA from Babesia microti strain RI, 1362 nucleotides. RefSeq names its product conserved Plasmodium protein, unknown function. The coding region runs from base 1 to 1362 and encodes 453 amino acids. Gene Ontology annotation, cellular component: nucleus. Lineage: Eukaryota; Apicomplexa; Aconoidasida; Piroplasmida; Babesiidae. The record is from RefSeq and is a predicted model, not a curated record. The transcript is spliced from 7 exons. Gene Ontology annotation, biological process: mitotic DNA replication checkpoint signaling. Gene Ontology annotation, molecular function: DNA replication origin binding; ATP hydrolysis activity.